Molecule: messenger RNA, 2293 nt
Organism: Vombatus ursinus (common wombat)
Lineage: Eukaryota; Metazoa; Chordata; Mammalia; Diprotodontia; Vombatidae
Gene: GULP1
Product: GULP PTB domain containing engulfment adaptor 1
Exons: 13
Coding region: 313-1308 (331 amino acids)
Source: RefSeq, a predicted model, not a curated record
GGGUGCUGACGUAGAGAAACUUUCUCAGCGGCUGAUGAGGAAGCCCAGGCUGAAGUAGAAUCCCGGAGCUUUGGAAGAACUACUCUACAAUCUAGGGAGACCCCUUCGCGUUUGGCGGGACCACCGGACAUCACUUUGUAAGUCACAUGUGAUAUUAUACGAAAAAUAUGAGAGAGAACCACACCGGGAAAAUGCUGCUAUCAAAUGUGAUAUAAUCUAUGUAACAUCUAGUAUCUCAUAGCCAGUUGAAUUAAGCAUACUCAGGGUAAAGUGCAGCAAAAUCAAAAAUUUAUUUGACUGUGCCUCAUCAUCAUGAACCGUGCUUUUAGUAGAAAGAAAGAUAAAACAUGGAUGCAUACUCCUGAGGCUUUAUCGAAACACUAUAUUCCCUAUAAUGCAAAGUUUCUUGGCAGUACAGAAGUGGAACAGCCCAAAGGUACCGAAGUCGUGAGAGAUGCGGUUAGAAAAUUGAAGUUUGCAAGACAUAUCAAGAAAUCUGAAGGCCAGAAAACUCCUAAAGUUGAAUUACAAAUAUCAAUUUAUGGGGUAAAAAUUCUAGAGCCAAAAACAAAGGAAGUCCAACACAAUUGCCAACUUCAUAGGAUAUCAUUUUGUGCAGAUGAUAAAACUGACAAGAGGAUAUUUACUUUCAUAUGCAAAGAUUCUGAGUCAAAUAAGCAUUUGUGCUAUGUAUUUGACAGCGAAAAGUGUGCUGAAGAGAUAACUUUAACGAUUGGUCAAGCCUUCGAUCUGGCCUACAGGAAAUUUCUAGAAUCUGGAGGAAAAGAUGUUGAAACAAGAAAACAGAUUGCAGGGUUGCAGAAAAGAAACUUAGUGUUCUCAUGUGACUUUGCUUCACUUCCUGAUGCUUCUCAUGGGGAUCAGAGCAGCAGAAGGAGCAGAUGCUGGAUACAAGAGCUAGAAACUGAGAAUACAGAACUCAGAAAUAAAGUCCAGGAUUUGGAAAAUCAGCUAAGAAUUACUCAGAUAUCAACAUCUCCAGCAGCCAGUAUGGCACCUAAAUUACCUUCCACUGACAUCUUUGAUAUGGUUCCUUUUUCUCCCAUAACUCCUCAGUCAUCAACACCUACUCGCAAUGGUACCCAGCCUCCUCCAGUACCCAGUCGUUCUACAGAGAUAAAACGAGACCUUUUUGGAGCAGAACCUUUUGACCCUUUUAACUGUGGAGCAGGUGACUUCCCUCCAGACAUUCAAUCAAAACUAGAUGAAAUGCAGGAGGGGUUCAAAAUGGGACUAACUCUUGAAGGCACGGUAUUUUGUCUUGAUCCAUUAGAUAGUAGGUGCUGAUGCAAAGGACAAGAGAUCCUGACUCUUGUAUGACAUUUCUUUUCAUCAUUGUUAUUAUAAUGUGUACUACAAGUGUUAUCCAUGUGCCAAAAAUUUGUUUUUAGACAUGUUAACUUCUGUGAGAUAAGCUUCAAUGAGACCUCAACACAGAUUCAGUGUUGACCUGUAAAAUUGUAAAAAGCCACAUCUGCAUGUGAGCUAUUCAUUAAGUUACACCCUUAUGUUCCUUUCUACUUCUGUCGGAGAUAAAUUUAUAUUACUAAAGAAGAGAGAGUCUCUUAAUUCUUCUCCUAUUUCUGGGUUAUAAGUUAGUACCUUUGGAAGCUACAUUACCCUUUCUCAGUCCAUUAGGAUAUUAUUGAAUUCUACUCAAUUGUAACUUAAUAAUUUUUUCCUAGUAGUUUGGAAAAAGAAAGAAAGAAGGAGUCUAACUGAAAACUCAGGACUAAUCUAGGCACUUGAAAAAUCUGACCAUGACUGUGUCUAAAAUGAUACACGUUAGCCACUUCAGCGGAAGACAGCAAAUUGGUUAUUUAGUGGUAUGAGAGCCCAAAAGAAGUGGUUUGGAUUUUCAGUUAGCUUGAUGACAUCAUGUAGUUAUAACCAAUUAUUUUACCUAUUAAACCUUUGAAAUUUUCAGAAAUCAUGAGCCUGGUAUAUCAUUGUGUCUGUUAGUUGCUUUUCAUAUCACUGGAGAAUUUUACAUUUUGAAAAUAAUGACCUCAGGUCACUAACUUUCAUACUGGUGAAAUGAUUAGUGAAUAUAAAUUAAAAGGAUAAUAAAAUUGAAUGUACUUAGAAUAUGUAGUAGCAAACAUAGAUGCCAGGUAACUCCAAUUAUUAUAUUCAAUUGUUUACUGUGUUUCUUUUUCAUCAAGAUUUGAAUCAACGUCUAAGAAAAUAUAGAAAAUCACUUUAAAAUACCAUCUUAUUUCAAAUGAGAGCAAUUAUAUAACAAAGCAUAUAUACCUUUCUAAUUUGAUAA